Drosophila obscura is the source of this 2695-nucleotide messenger RNA. RefSeq names its product cytohesin-1 (gene step). The coding region runs from base 82 to 2346 and encodes 754 amino acids. Gene Ontology annotation, molecular function: guanyl-nucleotide exchange factor activity. Gene Ontology annotation, biological process: regulation of ARF protein signal transduction. NCBI's taxonomy places the organism in Eukaryota, Metazoa, Arthropoda, Insecta, Diptera, Drosophilidae. The record is from RefSeq and is a predicted model, not a curated record. The transcript has 8 exons.
CCAUCAGCCAUGAUGAAGGGUUCCACCUGAUAGUGUGAUCCAAUCCAGAAGGAACCCGUUCUGCCACACGGAAGCCACGCGAUGGCCUCCCUGCAGCAGAAGCGCCCCAGCAUCAGCAACUGGUUCUCCUCGCUGCGGCGCCAACCAAAGGCCAAGAAGGGCACCACCAACCUGGGCAGCAGUGGCAGCUUUGGCAGCAAACAGCAGCUGCAGCUGCAGCGGAGCUGCUUCGAUCUCUCCGCGACAGUCGUUGGGGGAGGGGGAGGCGGCGGCGGCGGCGGCAUACCAGGAUUCAAUGUCGAAGGAGUGGGAUUCAGUGUCGAUCGGAAUAGCCGCAGCAGCAGCACCUUCUACAUCAAUCCGCUGAAGGCCUCCAAGGAGGAUCGACGACGUCUGGUGGAGACUGGCAGCAGCAGUGGCGGCAGCAGCAGUCGCAGCAGCAGCGUCUGUGUGCGCUGCUUCUGCAAUCUGCUCUCCAAGAGCGAGGAGAAGACGCCCACGCCCACACCACUGCCACCCACGCCGCCACCGAAGCCACCGAAGCCACCAGCCAAGCCGCGCUCCCCCUCGCUGGCGCCCUUCACCAGUGUGGCGACGUACAACAUCACGACCUUGACGCCCGACAGCCCCCCACCGGCCAGUCCGACGCUGAGCAGCGAGACGGUCAGCUGCAACGAUGUCAGCCGCAAGGUGGAGCUGAAGCGGCUGCCCUGCGACGAGCCGCACACGGAGCUGUACAGCAAGCGAUCGGAGUACACGAACACCACCACCACGACGACCACCAGGACGCUGAUAGUGUCCCGACCCGUGGAACUGCUGCUCAACGACAAGGGGGAGAUCAUCUCGCGCAGAUCGCCGCGCAAGACGCGCUCCAAUUCGCUGGGAUGCAUGCUGGACGUGGAGGAUCUGUCGGAGACGAACAAUGGCGGCGGGGGAGGCAUGGAUAAUCCCUGCCUGGAGCUCGAUACGGAACUGCCGAGCUCCGUUCUGAGCUCUCCGCUGACACCCGAUGCGGGCGAUAUGCGCUUCAUCGAUGACAGCUCCAAUUCGCAGAGCGAAUCCGAAAGGAAUUCCGUCAGCCAUCCCCACCACAACAACAACAACAACAACUCCAAGGAGCAGCAGAAUAAUAACAAUAAUUGCAGCACCAGAAGCAGCCAGGAGACGAAUCUCUGCGAGAGUUGUCGCCAUUUGAUCGAGAGAAACCUCAGCAAUGCGGAGAAGCAGAUCAACAGCGAUGUGGUGAUACUCAGGCAACAUCCGAAGCAAAUCAAAGAUGAAUUGUGCGAAGUUGUCUCGGAAAUGGAGGCGCUCGAUGUGCCCGAAGACUGCAAGCAUUCCAACAAGGACAAACAAAUGUCCAUUGGUCGCAAAAAGUUCAAUAUGGAUCCGAAGAAAGGCAUUGAGUAUCUCGUGGAGAACCGACUGCUGCGUCACGAUCCCCAGGAUGUGGCGCAUUUCCUCUACAAGGGCGAGGGCCUCAAUAAAACGGCCAUAGGCGAUUACCUCGGCGAAAAGAACGAUUUCAACGAGGAUGUCCUCAAGGCCUUCGUGGCGCUACACGACUUUACCAAUCUCAUUCUAGUGCAAGCCCUAAGACAAUUUCUCUGGUCGUUUCGAUUGCCCGGCGAGGCGCAGAAGAUCGAUCGAAUGAUGGAGUGCUUUGCACAGCGCUACUGCCAGCUAAAUCUGGACAUAUUCACCAACACGGACACAUGCUAUGUGCUCAGUUUUGCCAUUAUAAUGCUCAAUACAUCGCUGCACAAUCCAUCGGUCAAAGACAAGCCCACCGUUGAGCAAUUCAUCUCGAUGAAUCGUGGCAUCAACAACGGCGGCGAUUUGCCCCGCGGCCUGCUGGAGUCCCUUUACGAGUCCAUACGCACGGAGCCAUUUAAAAUACCCCAAGACGACGGCAACGAUCUGAUGCACACCUUCUUCAAUCCCGACAAGGAGGGCUGGCUGUGGAAGCAGGGCGGCAGAUACAAAUCGUGGAAGCGACGCUGGUUCAUAUUGAACGACAAUUGCCUCUACUACUUUGAGUACACCACGGACAAGGAGCCGCGUGGCAUUAUACCGCUGGAGAAUAUAUCGGUGCGCGAGAUACACGAUCGCAGCAAACCGCAUUGCUUCGAGCUGUUUGCCACUGGCGGUGCCGAUAUAAUCAAGGCCUGCAAGACUGACUCCGAGGGCAAGGUGGUGGAGGGCAAGCAUACCGUGUACCGCAUGUCCGCCGCUACGGAGGAGGACCAGCAGGAGUGGAUCAAGCGGCUGACGCAGUCCAUCAGCCACAAUCCGUUCUACGAUAUCCUAGUACAAAGAAAGAAAAAGGCGCUCAGCAAGAGUUAGUAUUAAGACAGAGCUGCUUGGCCUAACAAUUUGUCUUGGAUCUCAGUGAAAACCUGCAACGCGUGUGCGGCAGUGGCGGUGGCAACGGCAACGGCGAUGGCGAUGGCGUUGGCGACUCUCCCCAUAAUUAUACAUCAUCUACAUAUACUUACCUUUUAUAUAUAUAUAUAUGUACCAUUUAUUGUUCAUUAUUGUGUGUGUCAAUGUGUGCAUGCGUGUAAGAAAUUGCAAUGAUUAACCAAUGCGAGAGUAUCUGUCGUUUGUUCAGCCCUGUGGUUUGCCCCAAUUUGUCAUCUGUUUGAUUCACACUCUGACGCCAACCCGCAAUCGCCACCGCCCAUGCCGCCGC